AUGCCAUUCAAUACUCCAACAGGAUCUGCUGUCGUCGAUAUUAUGAAUGAAAGGAUUUUAAUCAAUUAUAUAAAGAUUUGUCACAAAGUCGCAGAAACUCAAAUUCUUUCAAAGUCUUUCAAUCUCGAGACCAUCACUGCUGCGGGUGCUGCUGCAGGUUGUGCUGAUACAGGUGGUUCUACUGCGGGUGGUGAAAGUGGUACAGGUGGUACAGGUGGUACAGGUGGCACAUCAACAAGUGGAUCAACAGGUAUAAUAGCAGGUAACUCUUCAGACGCAUCAGAGGACUCUUCAAAAGGUUCAUCAUCAGAUAGCAGAUCAUCAUCAGCCAAAUUAGCCCAAGAAGAUCUUCAAUCCGAAAAUCACAAUAUUAAAUCAGAGAUUAUAAUUCUUCAAGAUAAAUUCAGUAAAGAAUCUUUCAACAUUGGUCAUGAUACUCUAGUUGGUAUAUCAGAAGUUUCACCGAGUUCUCAUACUGAUAGAGGGGAUAGAUCCAUCAACAUUGGUUUUUCAAAGAAAUUGAUUAAAAGCAUGAAAUCGAAUGUUGAAGAAAUCAAUGGUGAUAGAAUCAAAGAGAUUGAACACGAAUCUGAAAGUUAUAGAAUUGCAAAAAAGAAUUUAGCAAUGGAAAAAGAUUUAGAAACCAAACAGUUUAUAGAAAGUCAAAGAAAUAGCAACCAAUAUCAAGAUAGUAAUGCUAAACUUACUGACCGUAUAAAGCGUUCCAAUGAACCAGGUGGAAAUGAUCAAUAG
Dictyostelium purpureum is the source of this 753-nucleotide messenger RNA. RefSeq lists its product as uncharacterized. The transcript is spliced from 6 exons. Lineage: Eukaryota; Evosea; Eumycetozoa; Dictyosteliales; Dictyosteliaceae. Bases 1 to 753 code for a protein of 250 amino acids. The record is from RefSeq and is a predicted model, not a curated record.